Molecule: messenger RNA, 1480 nt
Organism: Physcomitrium patens
Lineage: Eukaryota; Viridiplantae; Streptophyta; Bryopsida; Funariales; Funariaceae
Product: ribose-phosphate pyrophosphokinase 4
Biological process (GO): 5-phosphoribose 1-diphosphate biosynthetic process; purine nucleotide biosynthetic process
Cellular component (GO): ribose phosphate diphosphokinase complex; cytoplasm
Molecular function (GO): magnesium ion binding
Source: RefSeq, a predicted model, not a curated record
AUUCUCAUGCUCCGCCCCUCUUCUUUCUUACCGCAACUCUGUGCACAUCUGUGUUCUCCCGCCUCCCACUGCGCCUGUGAUUAUCACUCCGCCGCCAUGCCAAAUUCUUUGCAGCCCCAUGAGGCUGCAGCUGCUGCGAGUGUAGCCGCUGCCGAAGCGGAAGAGGCCGCCCCUGGCCCGCCUAAAUCCGACAUUUAUGCUGGUAUUUCCACCAUUCCUAUCAGUGCCGCGCUAAUUGGCUCUGGGGUUGACGCCAGCGACCUCAACCUGAACGUGGAUAUUUCGAAGCAUUCAAAGAAGCGCAACAAGCAGGUUCACCUAUUUUAUUGCGAAGAAACAGAAGAACUUGCACGGCGAGUAGCUGCAGAGACUGAAUCUAUUACGCUCAACUCAAUUAAAUGGGGAGCAUUUGCUGAUGGUUUCCCGAACCUUUUCGUGCCGGAUGCACAUGGGAUUCGUGGUCAACAUGUGGCGUUCCUGGCAUCAUUUAGCUCCCCAGCAGUUAUUUUUGAGCAGCUCUCAAUAAUCUAUGCUUUACCUCGCAUGUUCGUUGCAUCUUUCACUCUGGUGUUGCCAUUUUUUCCCACUGGGACGUUGGAGCGCAUGGAAGACGAGGGGGAUAUUGCAACUGCAUUUACGCUAGCAAGGAUUCUUUCCAACAUUCCAAUUUCAAGGGGUGGGCCAACAAGUCUUGUCAUCUUCGAUAUCCACGCGCUUCAAGAAAGGUUUUACUUCGGUGACAAUGUGCUACCAUGCUUUGAGAGUGGUAUACCAUUACUUAUACAUCGCCUCCAACAGCUUCCCGACUCCAACAAUGUGACCAUCGCAUUUCCCGAUGAAGGUGCUUCGAAACGAUUUUAUAAGUCAAUGGAGCACUUCCCUAUGAUCACAUGCACGAAGGUUAGAGAUGGCAACAAGAGAAUUGUGCAGCUGAAAGAGGGAGACCCAAGGGGGCGUCAUGUUGUAAUUGUAGAUGAUUUGGUGCAAUCUGGAGGCACCUUGAUUGAGUGUCAGAUGCUUCUAGCAUCCAAGGGAGCAGCCAAAGUGAGUGCUUACGUUACUCACGGGGUUUUUCCAAAGAGAUCAUGGGAGCGGUUUAAACACGAUAAUGGAGAAGGUGCUUCUCAGGGAUUUUCCCACUUCUGGUUGACUGACUCGUGUGCGAAAACGGUCAAAGCGGUUAUAGGAAAGGCACCUUUUGAGAUUCUGAGCCUUGCAGGUUCGAUAGCUGUUGCGCUUCAUAUCUAGAAUAGACACUCCCUGGUGGAGGUACUUAGUAUUCCCACCAUGUCGGUGGUUGCUGAAACCUUUAGUAUUUCUAGCAUACUGCAUAACUUAAGCUUCCAGAACCCGCCUUUCUGUCCAACUCUAGAGGCUUAUACUUCUCUUCCUCGCCUGCACUACUUGCAAUGUUUCAUAUUUUUGCAGAAUACAAAGUCUUAAGUCGCAUUCAUCCUCCCGGAAUGGUGUUUCAAAACUA